AUGGCUGUGUUCGGCGAGGAUGAGGGUGAUGAAAGUGAUGAGGAGUUUUGGAAAGAAGAUAAGCUUCCUCCUCCCGAACACUAUGAGGCCGAGGAGGCCAACCUUGACAUCAAGCACCUCCGGCGGCGCCGUUUGAAGCAACAGACCAUCGACGGGAUAGAUAGAGCCCGCGACCACUGGCACCAAUACUGUAAAUACAUGAAGAGAGACGUGUUCGACGCCUAUCGGGCACUCUCAAUCCAAUCCCUUAAAGGGUUCCUCAGUUGGGCCUGUGAUCAGCGUCGUGGCAAGGGCGGAAGAAGGCGUCCGGGGAUUCAAGAGGCCUACAAGCAAGACACCGGCAUCGGCAUCGACCCCCUGAUCAUGGCACAAUCACAGGAUGUGAUCGAGCUCAUCGCCGACGAGAAAAAGCUCAGCCGUAACCCGAGGCCACCAGGGACCAUGUACGUUGACGACCUUGCAGAGUACAACUGCGUGCUUCUGACGACGAAUGAGAUGGAGUUUCAGGUCGGCUGGGCGCGCAUCCAGCUGAUCCUCUACACCCAGCUCGCGGGCGUUACGCGGACAACCGGCCAGAUGCCUUGA
This is a messenger RNA of Paracoccidioides brasiliensis Pb18, 585 nucleotides long. RefSeq lists its product as uncharacterized. The coding region runs from base 1 to 585 and encodes 194 amino acids. The record is from RefSeq and is a predicted model, not a curated record. The transcript is spliced from 4 exons.